Molecule: messenger RNA, 1224 nt
Organism: Stylonychia lemnae
Lineage: Eukaryota; Ciliophora; Spirotrichea; Sporadotrichida; Oxytrichidae
Source: the annotation of a GenBank genome assembly
AUGGAAACAAAUAUCAUACAUAAUGUAGCAUAAUCAAAUUAAAUGCAGGAUUCUAAAGAGCCUUUACUUCAAAGACACCUUGAUUGUGAAUAAGAAGCUAUAGAUUAAUACGCAUUAACUAAGUUUUGUGAGAUUUGCUAUGAGGAUCACAAUGUUGAUUAGUUUAUAACAAAUGGCUUGUGUUAACAUUUAUUUUGUCGACAGGGAUUAAUUGAUAACUACACCUACUAAAUAAAUCUCUCAGGGAAAAUUCUCAAACUCAGUUGUCCUCAGAAAGAUUGUUAAGUCGUGGUCACAGAGGAGUUCCUGUAAGGUCUAUUGAACUAAGAUUUAGUUGAGAAGUACAAGAAGUUUAAGCUAAAUGCAUUGGUUCAAUCUGAUAAGAAUUCUAAAUUUUGUCCGACACCUAAUUGCGAAAAUAUUAUUAAUGUGUCAGACACAAACACAAAGAAAAUAAAAUGUGAUAAAUGCAAAAAGGAUAUGUGUUUCUCGUGCUCUAUUCCUUGGCACAGCGGGCUUAGUUGCUAGAAAGUGACAGAUAAACUUUUCAAAGGCUGGAUUUACAAAAUGAAUGCUCACAAAUGUCCUAAUUGCAGAUCUCCUAUUGAAAAAAAUGAGGGUUGUAAUCAUAUGCAUUGUACCCUUUGUGAUUAUCACUGGUGUUGGGUCUGUGGAAGACAGUUAAUUAGUUACAUUCAUCCUCGAAAUCCAAUGAUUUUUGUAUACUGUGGAAUUGCUCCAUCUACUAAGAAAGCCAAAUGCCAGUUCUACUUAAUAUUUUCAUGCAUUAUGAUGUGCAUGCCAUUUUUAUUACUCAUCAGUAUGGCUUUAUAUUGUUUCCAAUUUUCACCUUUGAAAGGAAGCCUAGAUAAAUUUCCAAAGAUAUAACCUAGAUCUAUAUUCUGGCAAAUAAUGUGUUGCUUACCUGCUUUUGUUUAUAUGUUUAUUCUGGUUUUCAUUAUUGUAGCUAUAGCUUAUGGUUUCAGUUUAGCAGUCUUUCCAUUUGUUAUUUGUCCAUCUUACUUCUUGAAUUGUAGAGAUUUCAUAAGGAUAUUGAAAAAUUGGUCAAGCAAAAAGAGAACUAAUUCUCCUGAGGGUCAUCCACAUUAAGUACAAAUAGAUUUAGAAUAAUAAUAACCAUUAAAUCAGGGUAAUUUAAUUGAGCUUUUAUAAAUGAGUACCUUAAAAUUAAAGAGAAAAACAUUAAUCUCAACAUACAAUUGA